AAAGUUCAGCAUCCAGCAUAGAAUCCAUCCUGUCAGCAGGUUUCUAAUCUUUAAAGCUAGCACCUGUUAGCUUAAGCGUCCAUAAAUGUAGCUGUCCAAAGAACUAAAGAAGAAGAAAUCUUUACCCACAUAGCCAGAACUAAACAUAUGGAGCCCCCUAGAAAUUAAACUCCCUACCCUGAAUGGAAUUUAGAAACAAUGAAGUGACUAGACCCACAGGAACAGCAGGUACCAUCAUGAACAUAGCCAGUGCAUCUUAAAAUACAAAGACCCUUAACAGACACCUAAAAUAUAAUAGACAGCAGAUCUUAUCAAAUGCAUCUCCAGCACCAUAUGGAAUUAAAAAACCACACAUUGCAAUUCCUCCUUAGGGAGGUAAAAAAAAUGUAUUUUUCUGCUACAAUAUCAGAUUCCAAACUACAGGUCUACUAGUACAAAUUACGAUGAAGCACUUCAAUCUGAUCAGGAACUCUAAGGUUAGUACAUCCCAGAGAAAAGGAGACCUGAUAGUAGAACUGCUUCUCUUUUCACACGCUUAAAAAUACCCUUCUCACCCUGGCCCAAACUUGUUCCAAAUAGGAGGCAAGAAGUCAGCUCUUCUUCGCUACCGUGCUCUGAGCUCUCAGACUCUCUCACUUGUUUCUAGACCAUUGGACUGCUCCGUCUGAAAGGCGGCAGGUCAGCACAGUACCCAAAGCACCAUUACAACCACAGUGCUUUACCCACUAGAGCUCAGAAAGUAGCUUCUGGUCAGUAAUCCCAAGUCCUUGGCCUCAGAGCUGCUCUCAGCCACACAUGAAGGGAGAGGAGCACUUUUAAGUUUGACCCUUUCAGUUAGAAGCUUCUAAAGAGCAGCUCUCUCUCACUUAGACUGACUUCUCUUAGAUGCUGUUGCCAAUUUCAUAGGGAGGCACCUCAUUCUCAGCCCUGAGUCUGGGUAACACAGAUGCUUCCAUCUUUGACCUAGACCUGGACUCCUGAAGAACAUACCUAGCUUGACAUGUGCAUAACAUUGUAGUUUCCAAGCCACUUGGGGAACUGGUCAGUACUGGCCUGCUGUAUGGAAGAGAACUGGAGAUUCACCACUGCUAGGAAGGACUCAUCAAAAGCCUAGAAAGCCACCAGAAUGAGAAAUUCCCAGAAACACCACAAGUCACAUAAAUUGAAAGGUGCACAUCUGACCCAUCUUCAAAACUUGGAAGCAUGUGUAGGACAAAUCUGAACUGUAUGAGAUUGUUUUUGCUCCAACUCUCAUCCAGCAUAUCAACAGAGAGGUACACCUCUUGCUGGUCCAUCAAGUUACACAGUCUCUCCUUUGAUCUGUUCUACACAAUUAAGAAACUGUUUUGUAACAAAAUGAGGUAUCUUGAGUUCUAGUGCUUCAAGCAUUCGGAAAAUCAAGCCAAACAAGCAAACAAAAAGCCCUAUUUUCAUCUCUCAACUGAUGUAACUUUAAACUAAGUAGAAUCAGUCACUGAGCAAGAAGUUCUUAAACUCAGACCUCAAAACCACAAGACAACCCUACUGAGAUGGACUAGGGCUCCUGAAGCAGCUACUUCUGUUCCACUGAACUGGCUGUCAAAAAUGAAAGGAGGGGGAAAAAACCAACAAACCCUAAAGAAAAAAUCGUCAGAAUGAAGAGGAAAAAACUUUAGAUCAAAAGCAAAUACAGUUCAAUUGCAGUGCAAAAAAAAUGCACGCACAGGUGUGGUUCCGCCCCGUUCUGGGUUCCGUCCGUGGUCUCCCAGGUCCAUUGAUCUCUGUGGAACCACCAUGAGGUCACAAUGAGUCACUGUUGCAUUGAUGUUAGCACAUUCACACUGGCAGUCCUUGCCUGGACUCUGAUCUCGCAGGUUGUCUGCAGCCUUCAAGCAGCAUUUGGUGACGUGAAGGCUAAUUUCCAGCAGUUAGAGUGAGCAGUGAGCAGUGAAUUCUCAAAGCGGGGAUUACCUGUCCAAGGUAAUUACCUGUCUUCCGCCUCCUCACAAGUCAGAGGAGCAGCUGAAGCAGCUGAGAUAUUUGAGCCAGGUAGGCAGCCGUGUGGCAUUCACUUUCCUUCUGUUCCCACCAAAAUCUUGUAAAGCAUAAGAAAGGACAGUUUGGACAUUAACAGAGAUUUGGUUAAUAAUUUCAGAAAAUGGGAUUCCCAAAGUGAGGGAAAAGGUGGGAGAUGAGAAGUGCCACGAUGCUCUGACAAGUCUUACUGGCUCAUGGGACUGCACCCAAAGCAAAAGGCUGCUAUGUUUCAGGGUCUAUUUGUCCUGGGCUUUGACUUCUUUGAACCUAGACUCAGCCACUUAAAUAUGGUCUCAUGAUGAAUCAGGGUGGGGUGGCCUUAUGUUCUUCACUUCUGAAGGAUGCCACAGCCUGGAGACAGCAAUGUAUCCUUUGGGUCUGCCUCGAAUGGGAGUGUGGACUUUCAGAGUUCCAUUGUUGCUCUUUCCAGGUGAGCCAAGACAUUCUCCAGAAUGGCCUCUGGAUUCCAGGGCAGAGGAGCGGAACCUCGCACUCGACUGCUGGCCAGAGAGGCAGAGAAACCUCUUACUCUGACCCCCUCUGCCUUCCAGAAGGAGAUGUCUCUCACCACCAAGCAGAGGCUGGCCAGAGCUAAGAAGUUGCGUCUGCCUCCAAUUGUCCAGCGUCUGCCUCCAAUUGUCCAGCGUCUGCCUCCAAUUGGCCAGCCUCAAGACAAGCAUGAGAGCUCCCAUCACAAGGUCUCAGCAGCUGGCCCAAAGCAGAGCAUACUUCUGCCUUGCCCACCAGAGGUGGUGUUUCAGAAUUACACCCCUGGGGAGGUCUAUGAAGUACCAGUGGUUCUGAGGAACAGGGACAAGGUUCCUCAUCUGGUGAAGGUCACCUUGGAGAGCUCACUUUAUUUCCAGCUGGUGGGCCCCAAUGAUGCUUUCCGCAAGGUGCCACCGGGCCUCUUUACGACUGUCCGCAUCGUCUUCACCCCUGGGCAGAACAAGGAUUAUUUCCACCGGCUCCUCUGCAUCACUGAAAUGGAAGAGUUCAUUGUGCCAAUUCGGGCCAUUGGUACCCGAGCCCUCCUGGAUUUCCCUGACCAGCUGGACUUCUCGCAGUGCCCCGUCAAGUACAGCACCGAGAAGACACUGCUGGUUCGCAAUACUGGUAACCAGGAAGCUCAUUACCAGCUGAGCACCCAGAGCCCUUUCUCUGUCAUUCCGGCCAUGGGAACUCUGGGCGUGGGCGACAGCAUGCAGGUGACAGUGGAAUUUCUGCCACUGAGGACUGGUGACUUCUCCGCGUCCCUUGUCGUGCACUACGACACAGGUGAAGACACCCACACAAGCCUUCUUGGAAGAGCUGUGGAUUUGCACAUCAAGCUGGACAGGAAUACUGUGACACUUGAGGAGACGUACAUCACACUGUCAAACCGCGCAACCGUGCUCAUCCACAACCUGAGUGAUAUCACAGCGUGCUUCCAGUGGAAGGCUGUCGGUACUCAGGGAGAGGAGGAUCAGCUGAAACUCAGGCAGUAUCACAGGCUGUGUCAGCAGAAAAAGGACGAGUUGUCUGAUUUUCUGAAGGAGUGUGAAGUGGACAUCACUGGCCAAGAACGCUUUGCUCUUCUCACCCGCAGCCUCCAGAGUGAGAGGGCAAAGGUGAGAGAAGAUGCCAUGCUGUUCUGCAAUGACAUUUUCUCCCUUGAGCCAAAGGAGGGUGAGAUCAGGCCGCAUUGCUCGGCUGAAAUCAGCGUGUUCUUUAAGCCCCAGGAGGCCCGGGUCUAUAAGCAAGCAGUUUACUGCGACAUCUCAGGUCGUGAGAACAGGCUGCCACUGCACCUCACAGGGGAAGGCCUCGGGCCCCAGCUCCGCUUCAGCUUUGAGGAACUGCAUGUCGUCGGGGUUUUGGUCAGAGCAACCCACAGAUAUGAGGCCACCCUGUUCAACAAGGGGCCUAUUAAGGCUCCCUUCAGCCUCCUCCCUCCAACCACAGCCAUGGGCUCCUGCUUCACCUUCCUGCCUCAGGAGGGCAUCGUGGCACCGGGCAGUCUCCAGGCCAUCCAGAUCUUCUUCUGUCCCACCAUGCUGGGGGAGUUCCAGGAAGAAUUCCGGUUCCAUGUGACUGGAUCCCCUAAACCCGUGACCUUGACUAUCAGGGGCUGCGUCAAGGGACCGACUUUCCAUUUUAAUGUGCCCGCCCUCCACUUUGGUGACGUCUCCUUUGGUGAGUGUGCCCUGGGCUCGCGCCCGAGUGUGAGCGCUUUGUGUGUUGCUGGAAUGGAGCACUUGAACAUAAUCCCUCCACCACAACCUCUUCAGGGUGUUAAUCCCAAGGCUGCCGGUGCCUCAGGUACCCUUUUGCCAUCGUGAGAUCAAACAGGACCAAAGGA
This is a messenger RNA of Catharus ustulatus (Swainson's thrush), 4357 nucleotides long. Its product is annotated as hydrocephalus-inducing protein homolog. The record is from RefSeq and is a predicted model, not a curated record. Gene Ontology annotation, cellular component: axoneme. NCBI's taxonomy places the organism in Eukaryota, Metazoa, Chordata, Aves, Passeriformes, Turdidae. The transcript is spliced from 12 exons. Gene Ontology annotation, biological process: axonemal central apparatus assembly; cilium movement. Bases 2469 to 4337 code for a protein of 622 amino acids.